UAUAUUUCCCAGAACAAGAUCUCGUUGCUAAGACAUCACAAUGGUUUACAAACAUGUCGGCUUCAUAAUCUGAGAUGAACCAAAUGGCUUCUGUGGUUAAUAUGAUCUUUUUACGUUCAGUGUUACUGUUCACGUCCUUGGCUCACACUCAAAACACCGUGGUUUUCCAGCCGUCAUAUCUCACUACAACCGGAACAAGUGUCACUGCACUCCUGUUGGGAAACACGGAGGAUGUCUCUGUGUAUGUGACGACUGUCUCUCCCUCCAACACAACAGGAAGCAUUGGUCCUUCAUCAUGUGAAGCUGAGGCAACACAGUGGACGCUCACAAUGGAGCAGGUGGGAAAGACUUACAUUCAGUUUCAGCUGAGACUGGAUAGAAGUCUGCUUCUGUGUGGUGAGAAUGAGACAGAAACAGACUGCUGUCCAAAGCCACUCUGUGUCCUGGAGACCCUUCAGGUAUCUGCGUGUGUGGGCAGCACACCUCAGGCCUCAAUGCUGAUCCAGGCCAAGAUACAUGCCCUGUUGGUCCCUACAAAUGCUGUGUCUGAAAACUCAACAGUCAUUCCAAACCAAGUGUACCAACCACUAGGCUCUUGUCCCUGUGACCUCACCUUCAGAGCGUGUGAUGUACGCUGUUGCUGUGACAUGGACUGCUCCUCUGAAGAUUUGAAGCUGUUUGUGUCACACUGCCUCCCAGGGCCCUUUGGUGGGCAGCUCUCUACUAAUCCAGAUUAUCAGUGCUCGGUGCAGUCCUCUGAAAACUCCCCAGAUUGGUUUCCAUUUUUAUGUGUUAAUUCUCCUCCUGAAAACAACCCUUACCUUGGGCUAUUUUACCAGGGAGACACAAUUCCAUUUAAGCCUGGUCCAUCUUUCCAAAUGCCUGCCUUGUCAGCUCCAGUGCCAGUUAUUUCUUAUAUUCAAGGAAGUCCAAUUUUCACGUUAAAUGACCAGUUCUUCACUAUUCCCCAGAUGGUGCUUGGGCGAUGUGUGAACAAUGCCCCUGUAGCAUUUUUGAACAAUUUUGAAGUCAACUGUGUAACUCUGCUCCGCUCCUGUCCAACUGCACCUCCUCUACAAACACAAGCAGAGGAUUUGAUGAUUCAAGUGAAGAAUGGCCAAGGAGGUGAUGUCAUGGUUGAUGUUAUUGAUGAAGUGGCUGUUGACUUGAGUCCGUUUAUUUCAAGCACAGAUGCUGUUGCCUCUUUGGAUAACGGUCUGGUAUGUGAGAAUGUGACCUUAGCCCUUUACUACAAAUUCUACUGGAAAGAAAAUGGCAUCACAAGUAUUACAAUGACACGCACUGUUGGGACCAUCACUCUAAGUAAAAGUGUGGCGUUAACUACGAGGUAUUCUGCUGAGUUUCUGAAUGGAGAAUUCCCAGGCGAACGUAACUCAGGGAACCCAGGUUACCAGGUUGGAAGACCUGUCAUUGCUGGAGAUCUGGACCUGUUGGAUAAUAACACAGGCUCAAUACAAAGAACAUUGAUCAAUCUGUGGAAGCCAGUAAGUGAUGGACUCUGUUCUACUGUGGAAACAAAACCAAUUCUGUUUGGAGAGAAUUCAACAUCAGGAUGUCUGCUACAUGUCAGCAGACAGAAUCUGACUCAGUGCAGUCUCCUGAGAGAGACUGUUACUUCUCUUCAGUCAGCUUUGGUCACAGCAAUGUAUGUAGCCAAGAGAGGUAAUCCUGACCCUCUGAUGUUGACAGACUGGGUGAACAUAAGCUAUAUUACACAAAACUCAAGCACACUUAUGGAAGACAGCCCGGGUUCAUGCUAUGGGAUCCCCUCUCAUCAGCAUAUACAUGUUUGGAGUCUUAUCACUGGCACGAAAGAUGGAAUACCUCAAAGAGAUAUCCUUUCGUUGCAAGUCAACUUCAGCCUGUCUUCCUGGGCGCUGGAUUGUGGAGGAGGGGAUGCCUCUCCAUGUGUUGAUAUGAUGGAGACUCAGCUGUUCCCUAUCACCUCCUCAGUCACUUUUAUUAACAUCCCUAUCAACACAGGACCGCCAAAAACCAGGUUUCAGAUCAACUUCACUGAGUAUGACUGUAAUAGGAACGAUGUAUGUUGGCCUGAACUCGCCUUCCCUAUCACCAAGUAUUAUACAGGUGAGCCAUAUUCACAGUCACUGGCAAAGGGCCUCAUCUUGGUUUUCUUCUUCAUCACUGCCUCGAUCCUUGGAACUCCGUGGAGACAAAUCCGACAGGCAUGGAACUGACCCACACACUAAAACUCAGUGAUUUGUUACAAAUGCUUUGUUUUUAUACAGUUUUACAUGCUUAUAAUAUAUUUUAAAAAAUGUAAAUAGUUUUGUUUGUGUAGCAUUUUAUAAUAAAGAUACUUUUUAUAUAAAA
Molecule: messenger RNA, 2355 nt
Organism: Notolabrus celidotus (New Zealand spotty)
Lineage: Eukaryota; Metazoa; Chordata; Actinopteri; Labriformes; Labridae
Gene: tctn2
Product: tectonic family member 2
Exons: 18
Coding region: 75-2219 (714 amino acids)
Biological process (GO): protein localization to ciliary transition zone; cilium assembly; smoothened signaling pathway
Cellular component (GO): MKS complex
Source: RefSeq, a predicted model, not a curated record